Molecule: messenger RNA, 1221 nt
Organism: Seriola dumerili (greater amberjack)
Lineage: Eukaryota; Metazoa; Chordata; Actinopteri; Carangiformes; Carangidae
Gene: nkx3.3
Product: homeobox protein zampogna-like
Exons: 2
Coding region: 148-948 (266 amino acids)
Biological process (GO): regulation of transcription by RNA polymerase II; cell differentiation
Cellular component (GO): nucleus
Molecular function (GO): RNA polymerase II cis-regulatory region sequence-specific DNA binding; DNA-binding transcription factor activity, RNA polymerase II-specific
Source: RefSeq, a predicted model, not a curated record
UUCACUACAAUUAACGGAGAACAAUUAAAGAGAGCGGUGAAAAGAUCGAAUCAGUAAGGACGGUUUGCUUUCGAGCAGCUCAUCUCUUGAUGCCUCCAGAUAAAUCGCAUGCGGGGGUGAGGAACUUUCCGUGCUUUUAUUUUCAUCAUGACAUUAAGUUUUUCGCCCUUCUCCAUUAAAGACAUCCUCACCGGAGGUGAUGCCCGGGGGAAGUCCGGUAGCAAGAGUACAGAGGCGCUCUGCGCACCAAAGCGCAACAUCUGCACCGAGCACGAUGGCACCAGAGUCCCUGAUCUGUCUCUCCAAGACGCGGAGGAGAACCGCAUCCAGCCGGAGAGGCUUCCUCCCGGUCUCAGGCUGUCUUUAGGAAACCUCCGAUCUGACACCUACAGCGAGGAGGCCACAGGAGAGGAAACUGAGCUCAGACAAGGCGCUGCAGACCAGCAACGACAGUGUGUGGAGCUGGAUAAACGGCAGAAACAGACGGCGGAGACAGAGGAUGAGGGAUGUCAUGACAGCGGUGGAACGGUCAGCUGUUCAUCCGAUGAGCAGCAGUCCAGGCCCGGUACCAAGAAGCGCUCCAGGGCGGCCUUCUCUCACGCACAGGUCUACGAGCUGGAGCGCCGCUUCAACGCGCAGCGAUAUCUUUCAGGCCCUGAGCGGGCCGAUCUGGCGGGAGCUCUGAAACUCACAGAGACUCAGGUAAAAAUCUGGUUCCAGAACCGGAGGUAUAAAACUAAACGGCGGCAGAUGGCGGCGUGCAGCUCACCAAAGAAAGUAGCAGUCCAAGUGCUGGUGAGGGAAAAUCAAAAGCAGUACCCUCAUGCGAGUGGAGUACACAUUCCGGUGACUGUGCCACUGUACCAGGCCUACCAGUACCACCCUUACCUGCACUACUGCUGCCAGCCGUGGAGCAUGAACAGCAUGUCGUGUGGAGGGAUGCUCUGAAGCUCUCUCUGAACUGUGGACAGUCAGUGGCUUCAACAAGUGUCACAAGGUGUCUGCAGCGUCUGUUCAGUCGGUGAUGCUGCACCACAUGGGACGUUUUGGUGCAAAGACACAUUUCUGUAGCCUUUGCUUUCAGACUGGUUGAGACUUCAAAGUUUUCUUUUUCAAAUAAUUUAACUGAUUUUCAAUUGUGGUUAUUGCUUGUCUCAUAGAAAGUCAGUUUGCCAUUUUUGUUCCCCUUUUAAGAAAAUAAAAUCAGAACUUGGAUAUUCA